AUGAGUGAGCAAGACUCUCCACAUCAUCAAAGACUACAAGAUCCAAACAACCAAAUCAAGCAGAGGCCAUACUCUUCCAAUGGCAGCCCGCAAAGUUUCGCCCUAGUCCAAGGACCGCCAACUGCUGCCAGCAAUAAUUUGCCCUCGUCAACGGUCCAUCAAGUCCAAAAGGAUGAAGCUGAGAACAAUCCUUCUUUGUCAUCCGUACAAUAUAUUCCCGACGUUGACAGCACGCAUGUUCCACUUCAAAUACAUCCAAACAGCAAUUGGGAAGAAGGCAGCGAAUCAUAUAUGCCAGACCGUGCGAACCACGCUGGCUUGCGAUACAAUGAUUAUCAGACAGCCAGUGCCAUGCUCGAAUAUCCCACCGAGACUGACUACGUGGAGUUGGAUCUAUUUGCUGGCAUAGGCGAUAAUCCCGAUGACUGGGAUAUAUUCUUCGGCCCAUUGGCAAAGGGCGAGUUGUCAACUGAUAAUUAUUCGACACCAUUCUAUUAUUAUCAACCAUUACCCUUUGAUUAUGCCUCUUAG
Penicillium waksmanii is the source of this 531-nucleotide messenger RNA. RefSeq lists its product as uncharacterized. The transcript has a single exon. The record is from RefSeq and is a predicted model, not a curated record. NCBI's taxonomy places the organism in Eukaryota, Fungi, Ascomycota, Eurotiomycetes, Eurotiales, Aspergillaceae. The coding region runs from base 1 to 531 and encodes 176 amino acids.